Messenger RNA from Perca flavescens (yellow perch), 2257 nucleotides. It is a transcript of the gene hmgcs1, whose product is annotated as 3-hydroxy-3-methylglutaryl-CoA synthase 1 (soluble). Gene Ontology annotation, biological process: acetyl-CoA metabolic process. Gene Ontology annotation, molecular function: hydroxymethylglutaryl-CoA synthase activity. The coding region runs from base 162 to 1709 and encodes 515 amino acids. The transcript has 10 exons. NCBI's taxonomy places the organism in Eukaryota, Metazoa, Chordata, Actinopteri, Perciformes, Percidae. The record is from RefSeq and is a predicted model, not a curated record.
UCUGCGAGCUGUGAUUGGCCAGGAAGCAAGGCGCUGUAGUGCAGGGUGUAACACUGCUCUAUCAUCGGUACAUAUAAAUACACUUCUGCCGGCUGGUGGGCUGGAUCCAAAUAAUAACGGAGUAGUAACUCACCGUCUCUGGAGUUAACUUCACACACAGGAUGCCGGGAUCAGGACCAAUCAGUUGCUUGGGACCAUGGCCCAAAGAUGUGGGUAUCAUUGCCUUGGAACUGUACUUCCCAUCCCAGUAUGUGGACCAGGCUGAGCUGGAGCAAUUAGACGGUGUGACAGCUGGUAAAUACACUGUGGGCCUGGGCCAAGCUCGCAUGGGCUUCUGCUCUGACCGCGAGGACAUCAACUCUCUGUGCCUGACUGUGGUCCAGAGGCUCAUGGAGAGGAAUGGUCUGUCCUACGACAGUGUGGGUCGACUGGAGGUUGGCACUGAGACCAUCAUCGACAAGUCCAAAUCUGUCAAGACCGUCAUCAUGCAGCUGUUUGAGGACUCUGGCAAUACAGAUGUGGAGGGUAUUGACACCACAAACGCCUGCUAUGGGGGUACAGCUGCACUCUUCAACGCUGUCAACUGGGUGGAGUCCAGCUCAUGGGAUGGGCGAUAUGCUUUGGUUGUAGCGGGGGACAUUGCUGUCUACGCCACAGGAAGUGCCCGGCCUACAGGGGGUGCAGGUGCAGUGGCCAUGCUGGUCGGGCCUAAUGCUCCUCUGGCCUUUGAACGAGGUCUGCGAGGAACCCACAUGCAGCACGCAUAUGACUUCUACAAGCCAGACCUGAUGUCCGAGUAUCCUGUGGUGGACGGAAAGCUGUCGAUAGAGUGCUACCUGAGUGCCUUGGACCGCUGCUACUCUGUGUACCGCAACAAGAUCCAUGCGCAGUGGCAAAGAGAGGGUUCAGAAGAGCGUUUCAGCCUGGACGACUUUGGCUUUCUAGUCUUCCAUUCUCCCUACUGCAAGCUGGUGCAGAAGUCGUUGGCUAGGCUGAUGCUGAAUGACUUUCUGAGCCACCCCAGCCCCAACACUGAGACGGGACCCUUCACAGGCCUCGAUGCUUUCAGAGAUAUAAAGCCAGAAGAGACCUACUUUGACCGGGAUGUGGAGAAGGCCUUCAUGAAGGCCAGUGCAGAUCUGUUUGAGACAAAGACCAAGGCCUCCCUGCUGAUCUCCAAUCAGAAUGGAAACAUGUACACCCCCUCUGUCUACGGCUGCCUUGCAUCACUCAUUGCACAACAAACAGCUUCACAGAUAGCAGGACAGAGGAUUGGAGUCUUCUCCUACGGUUCAGGAUUUGCUGCUACUCUGUAUUCUCUCAGAGUCACACAGGACCAUACACCUGGCUCUAGUCUGGACAAACUUGUGUCCAGCCUGAGUGACCUGAAGGUCCGACUGGACUCGAGGCAGAAGGUUUCGCCUGCUGUCUUCUCUGAGAACAUGAAGCUGAGAGAGGAUACACACCACUUAGCCAACUACGUCCCUCGAGGCUCAGUGGAGGAUCUGUUUCCAGGGACGUGGUACCUGACACGAGUGGAUGACAAACACCGCAGGGAAUAUGCACGAAGACCUGUGGACGAUGACCUGACUGCAGCGCCAGAACUUGUUCGCUCCAGCACUGCACCAGAGCACAUCCCCAGUCCAGUCAAGAAGAUGCCUCGCAUCCCUGCAGCCACUGCUGGCCCAGACGCCGCCAUCAGCAACUGACAGCCCUCACUUACCUCUGAGAGGUAUCAAGAGUUUGAAAACUGUAAUAACUAGACAAAACUAGAGGUCAGAAGGCUAGCAAGAGGCAACAGUGUCACCUCCAAAAUCAUUAUACAUUCACCUUAUUUAGGUUGGAGCAGUGUGUCACUAAAGUGUUCAGUGGAGGCCUGUGGACAGAUGUAGACACUCCUCAACUGCCAGUACCUUUCCCAUCAUCCACGUGUAAUAGUGUCCAACAGUAAACUUCCUAUUUCUCUAGUCUAGAGUCUCUUUUGAUCACAAUACGUAUUUGUUUUAGCAAUCUUUUAUUUUAAAUUUUUUUUAACAUUUGUACAUCUUUUUUUUUUUUUUUUUUUUUUUUUUGCAUUUGUGCAAAAUAGACAAUUUGUAUUUGGGAGAAGCACAGGCAGAUGUUAGCAUGGAGUGUUGCUGAUAUUGAGUUCAACACGCAGACUUCCCUCCUGGCAGCUGGCAGCCAGUGGCAGGAAGAGGAAAUGGACAUAGUUAAUAUGGCUGUGGGCCUCGUGCUGAAUAAAAGAUCAAAAGGU